This is a messenger RNA of Maniola jurtina (meadow brown), 789 nucleotides long. Its product is annotated as trypsin, alkaline C-like. The transcript is spliced from 4 exons. NCBI's taxonomy places the organism in Eukaryota, Metazoa, Arthropoda, Insecta, Lepidoptera, Nymphalidae. Gene Ontology annotation, molecular function: serine-type endopeptidase activity. Gene Ontology annotation, biological process: proteolysis. The coding region runs from base 1 to 789 and encodes 262 amino acids. The record is from RefSeq and is a predicted model, not a curated record.
AUGAUAUCAUCAGUGUGGUGUUUGGCCUUAUUGCUCUUUGCAGUACUAUCAAUAGUCCAGCCACAUCGCAUAGUAGGAGGAUCUCCAGCAAAGAUAGAGGAUUAUCCCUCCAUAGUUCAGGUCGAGAGACUGAACACCGCCACCGGGGCCUGGUCUCAGUCAUGUGCCGCCAACAUUCUCACAGCGAAAUCUGUGCUGUCAGCUGCACAUUGCUUUCAUGGACCUACCUACGAGCCAAGACUCCGCCGCAUCAGAGCUGGUACCACCUACCGUAACACCGGAGGCGAGAUCGCCUACAUCGAGUACUCCUUCAACCACCCUUCCUACACCGUCGCCGCUCGCUACGACGGUGACAUUUGCGUCGUGAGGCUGGAGACUCCUCUGGUGUACUCUAACAUUAUCCAGAGAACUGCCAUUCCUCCUCAAGGUGCAACUAUUCCAGAUAAUUUGCCCGUGGUGCACGCUGGAUGGGGAACCACUCAACAAGGUGGCAACGCAUCCGAUAUCCUCCUCGACGUCCAAAUAUACACCGUAAACAAUGAACUUUGUCGCGAACGCUACGCUUCCCUCCCAAACCAACCAGUCGUCACCGAAAAUAUGAUCUGUGCUGGUCUCUUCAACGUCGGUGGGGCGGACGCUUGCCAAGGUGACUCCGGAGGACCUUUGUACUACGGGAACAUCACUAUCGGAGUCGUAUCCUGGGGACAUGGAUGUGCCAACGCCAGCUUCCCUGGUAUAAGCACCGCCGUACCUUCCUACACUCAGUGGAUAAUCGAUCAUGUUUUAUAG